UGACACACGACACCCAACUAUAACUAGUAGGUACAUUCUCUGCCUGGACAACUGCUGCAGGGCAGUCCAAGGACAGCAAGGGACAGACAGACACUCGGAGAGAGAGAGAGAGAGAGAGAGAGAGAGAGAGAGAGAGAGAGACAGAGAGAGAGACAGACACAGAGAGAGAGAGAGAGAGAGAGAGAGAGAGAGAGAGAGAGAGAGACAGACACAGAGAGCGAGAGAGAGAGAGAGAGAGACAGAGAGAGAGAGAGAGAGAGAGAGAGAGAGAGAGAGAGAGAGAGAGAGAGAGAGAUAGACACAGAGAGAGAGAGAGAUAGACACAGAGAGAGAGAGAGAGAGGGAGAGAGAGGGAGAGAGAAAGAGAGAGAGAGAGACAGAGAGAGAGAGAGAGAGAGAUAGACACAGAGAGAGAGAGAGAGGAGAGAGAGAGAGAGAGAGAGAGAGAGAGAGAGAGAUAGACACAGAGAGAGAGAGGAGAGAGAGAGAGGGAGAGAGAAAGAGAGAGAGAGAGACAGAGAGAGAGAGAGAGAUAGACACAGAGAGAGAGAGAGAUAGACACAGAGAGAGAGAGAGAGAGAGAGAGGGAGAGAGAGGGAGAGAGAAAGAGAGAGAGAGAGACAGAGAGAGAGAGAGAGAGAGAGAUAGACACAGAGAGAGAGAGAGGAGAGAGAGAGAGGGAGAGAGAGAGAGAGAGAGAGAGAGGGAGGACACUGACUGACUGAUCAGCUUUCUGACUCCAAAUCCCCCCAACACAUCUUCAAGCUGCAGCAGUGACUUCAGGAGAAGAAACUCACACAAAAGGUUUUUUGUCCUUGUCUUGUCUCCUGUUCACCACCUGUUGUCCUGUAGUCAGGUGUUCUAGAGCUUCAUGAUGCAGACGAUGCAGAGCCAGACGAUGCAGAACCAGACGAUGCAGAACCAGACGAUGCAGAGCAAGACGAUGCAGAACCAGACGAUGCAGAACCAGACGAUGCAGAGCAAGACGAUGCAGAACCAGACGAUGCAGAGCCAGAUGAUGCAGACAUCAGUAGACUAUAAUAAUGGAUACACGAUGCAGACAUCAGUAGACUAUAAUAAUGGAUACACGAUGCAGAUGCAGGAACAGCAGAAUAAUGACUACACCAUCCAGGAUGACGAGUGGGACAGAGACCUGCUCCUGGACCCGGCCUGGGAGAAACAGCAGAGAAAGACUUUCACAGCCUGGUGCAACUCUCACCUGAGGAAGGCUGGGACUGGGAUUGAGAACAUCGAGGAGGACUUCAGGAACGGACUGAAACUCAUGCUGCUGCUGGAAGUCAUUUCUGGUGAAAGACUUCCCAAACCAGACAGAGGGAAAAUGCGCUUCCACAAGAUAGCCAACGUCAACAAGGCUCUGGAUUACAUCACCAGCAAAGGAGUCAAGCUGGUCUCCAUUGGAGCUGAAGAGAUUGUGGACGGCAACAUUAAGAUGACUCUGGGAAUGAUCUGGACCAUCAUUCUGCGCUUCGCAAUCCAGGACAUCACAGUGGAAGGUUAG
This is a messenger RNA of Oncorhynchus nerka (sockeye salmon), 1519 nucleotides long. RefSeq lists its product as uncharacterized. Gene Ontology annotation, molecular function: actin filament binding. The record is from RefSeq and is a predicted model, not a curated record. The coding region runs from base 872 to 1519 and encodes 215 amino acids. The transcript has 4 exons. NCBI's taxonomy places the organism in Eukaryota, Metazoa, Chordata, Actinopteri, Salmoniformes, Salmonidae. Gene Ontology annotation, biological process: muscle cell development; actin cytoskeleton organization. Gene Ontology annotation, cellular component: cell projection; Z disc; cell junction.